ACUCAUGUUGAACUCUGUUAUGAUAAAGUGUACAGAUCUGGCAGCAUUUUUUUUUUACAAAUCAACUUUGUUAUUUUGAACACUAAAAAACAAAUUUUCAAAAUGUGUGGUAGGACAUGUUUAACCUUGGAGCCAAGUGAAAUAACAAAAGCCUGUCGUUAUAAAUAUCGUCAUGACAAGAACAUUAAAACCCCAAAAGAUAACAAUGAGACAAAAAAAGAUACAAGUGUCAAAGAGGAGCAAGAUAAACUUGAACCGGAAUAUCGUUUGGAAUUCAACUGCGGUCGUAAGUAUUGUCCCUCCUACAAUGUGGCUCCCACAGAUAUCACACCUGUGCUAGUUUCUACGGCCCAUUUCUGCGACGAAGAAGAUUCCAAAAACCAAAAGAACACUCGAAUUGUUGUACCCAUGAUGUGGGGCAUGAUACCAUUCUGGCAUAGAGGUGACUGGCGUAAACAUGGUUUGACCACUAACAAUUGUCGUUUGGAACAUAUGCUGGAAUCUAAGUUGUACAGAGGACCGUUUAGGCGUGGUCAGCGUUGUGUGAUAUUGUGCGAAGGCUUUUAUGAGUGGCAAACGACAAAGUCCUCCAAACCUUCGGAGAGAGCAGCACAUCUAUUAUAUAUGCCACAAAAAGAUGAAAUUAAAAUUUAUGACCGAAAUACUUGGCAGGCGGAAAAUAUAAACCUAUUAAAAAUGGCUGGUCUAUUUGAUAUUUGGGAAGAUGAACAUGGUGAUAAAAUCUAUAGUUAUGCCGUUAUUACCUUUGAAUCUUCCAAAAUUAUGUCCUGGAUGCACCACCGAAUGCCCGCUAUAUUGGAAACUGAAGAACAAGUUAAUAAUUGGCUAGAUUUUAAAAACGUUUCCGACGAGCAAGCUUUGGCAACACUCCGUCCCGCCACUCAACUUCAAUGGCAUCGAGUUUCGAAUAUAGUCAAUAAUUCACGCAACAAAACAGAUCAGUGUAAUAAACCCUUUGAAAUGGUCAAAGCCGAGAAGCCGGCUAUGAAUAAAAUGAUGUCAUCAUGGCUUAAUGUUCGAAAACGUAAAGAAGCUGCUUUGGCACAAUCGGGAAGUGAUUUAGAUGAUGAAGAAUUGCAAAAUUAUCUAAGUGGUGGAACUGGCACUACAAGCGAAAGUGAAUCGGAACUUUCAUCAGCAUCAAAGCGUCCACGAUUUAGAGAUUUUAAACGGGAUUUGCGAAAUCUACAAAACACGGAAGAUCAGGAGGGACUCACAUACGAUGGUGAAAGCGAUAAUGAAACAAAAAAUCAGAGUUAGUGAGAGUACUUUUUAUGUAUGUAUAUUUUUCUCAAGUUUGAUUCAUAAAUAAAAAUUCGCCAAAGGUAAAAUGAGAAA
Molecule: messenger RNA, 1359 nt
Organism: Calliphora vicina (urban bluebottle blowfly)
Lineage: Eukaryota; Metazoa; Arthropoda; Insecta; Diptera; Calliphoridae
Product: abasic site processing protein HMCES
Exons: 3
Coding region: 103-1281 (392 amino acids)
Biological process (GO): DNA damage response
Molecular function (GO): single-stranded DNA binding
Source: RefSeq, a predicted model, not a curated record